CUCUCUCCCACAAAACACGUAAGCACAAUAGUGGCUAGAUUUGUGGUGUGCAGAGACGCUAAGAAAUUGUUGGAGUGCUAAAAUAAAGCAGUAAAGAUUCCUUUCAUGUCAGGGUCAAGCUCCCAUUCAACAGAGAGUAUUGUGUAACAUCACACUAGCCAAGCUGCAUAACAGGAGUCCGAUACCAUGUACAAAAUGUCUGGAUUUGGACAUGUUAUCCUGUGCUACUAUAUUCUAGGAUAUAUUUGGUGCAGCUCCAGUGCUUGGCAGGUAACAAUGCCGAGUAAAAUCAAAGGAUUGUUGGGUUCCUGUCUUGUUAUCCCUUGCAGUUAUGAUUACUAUCAGUAUCCACCGAAAAGACCAGAUCGUGUAGUGUGGUAUCAAUAUGUGAGCAGAGGAUAUCCAAUAGUAUAUGACAACUGGAACUGGAAUGAUGUGUUGAACAUAUUUAAAGGAAGAACACGUGUAUAUAGUUCUUCACACCAUCGGACAUGUAGUCUGUUGAUUGACCCAGUGACCUUGGCUGAUCACAGUCAGAAGCUUUAUCCCUGGGUGGAUCCUGAAAAUGUUGGAUGGAGAACCUACCCUUUCUAUGACACAACUGUAACAGUUGAAGUAGUGGGCACAGCAGAUCCACCGGUUAUCGAGAUCUUUGGAAACACGGUGGUUGGGCAGUCUGUAACAGUGCAAUGCAGUGUUUACCACACUUGUCCCACUUAUCCCCCAAGUCUGAGGCUCAACAUCCCCCUGCGAAACGAACGUCUAACUCAUAGCCGUCUAUCUGAUGGAAGAUCCAAAACUAUGGUGACAACCAGUCUGUUCAUAGAGAAAGAAUAUCAAACUGUGGAGUGCUAUGUGGAACACCGUGGUGGUCGCUCUGCAUCAGCAUCCAGAACCUUAACCUCACAAUGCUCCAUUUCAGGGCUGACUGUCAGCUCUGCAUCAUAUGAAUUUCUGGAGGGAGAUCCAAAUAAAGUAACCUGCACUGUUUCAUACACAUGCUAUCGAAAUAUUCCAACUCUGACAUGGAAUUAUGGUAAUAUGCCAGCCUCCUCUGAUACUAGCAAGUUAUCAGGGGGGGCUCAGUGGAGGACUGUCUCCACACUGACAUUUACAGCAUCAGCUAAUGAUGAUGGAAGAUCGCUGAUAUGCUAUGCACGUUUGGCUGGAGGUGAGACAAAAGAAGCAAGCAUCACUCUACGGGUAAAGAGAAACAUACUGAAUCUGGGUUGGUCCUUCACUGCUCCAAGCACCAUAACUGGGUUGAAGGGGUCGUGUCUCAUCAUUCCAUGCAAAUUCUCCUACAAAAACUCUCAGCCUAAUGACCUUGAAGUUAUGUGGUACUUGUAUCAGGGGAAUGGAUUUCCAGCUGUAUUUAAGCAAGGAGGGAGCGUUAUUAGUAAGUUUGAUGGUCGAACUAGUUUGAUUGGAUCAGUGGUUGAGCAGAACUGUAGUCUUAAGAUUGAAAGGCUGGAGAUGUCACACAACCGUGACCGACUUUAUCCAUGGAUAGAUAAGAACACAAUUACUUCCUACCACACCAAAGGUCACUCGUUUUAUGAUGGAUCUACUGAACUUAUUGUUUCAGAACAUGCACCAGAACCACAGUUGAGCAUUAUUGGUAUCCUCAGAGUGGGAGAGCAGGGCACUGUGUCCUGCAGUGUGCAGCAUACAUGUUUCUCUGCUCCCCCAACCUUAACCCUAGAGGGUUUACCUGGAACAAACCAGAACAUGGACACUCUGGUAUCAGAAGGGAUUUGGGAAAGGAAAAUAGUUCAAACUUGGACAGUAGAAGAAGAGCACCAGAGUGUAAGUUGUGCUGUUAACUACCCUGCGGGUCAG
This is a messenger RNA of Pundamilia nyererei, 1842 nucleotides long. RefSeq names its product sialoadhesin-like. The transcript has 8 exons. The record is from RefSeq and is a predicted model, not a curated record. The annotation marks the transcript as partial. Lineage: Eukaryota; Metazoa; Chordata; Actinopteri; Cichliformes; Cichlidae.